Messenger RNA from Annulohypoxylon truncatum, 1844 nucleotides. Its product is annotated as GTP cyclohydrolase II. Gene Ontology annotation, molecular function: GTP cyclohydrolase II activity. Lineage: Eukaryota; Fungi; Ascomycota; Sordariomycetes; Xylariales; Hypoxylaceae. The record is from RefSeq and is a predicted model, not a curated record. Bases 272 to 1483 code for a protein of 403 amino acids. Gene Ontology annotation, biological process: riboflavin biosynthetic process. The transcript is spliced from 3 exons.
UAUUACUAUGUACAUAGUAGACCACCUAGCAGAAGGUUCUUAUUAAGCGAAUAAUCGCCAAUUGGAUAUACCAAUUUGAAGUAUUCCAAUCUACAUAUCCGAUACUUACUCAUGUUUUCAAUAUUCAUCGUCAACGUUAUUGAUUUCAAUGUUCUUUAAAUAUUCCGUCUUCGGUGCAGGAUACAUACGGGUAUAACCUAUAAAUGUACUAAUACGAAUUACGCCAUACUUAAAAUUCCCAGGGACCCCACCAAAGCCCAUAGAUCCCGGCAUGCCCGUCCCAGAUUCGUCUUCCAAAGAUGGUCCACAGGGGCCGUUGGAUCGGCAGAAACAAGAGGGACACGAGGAAACGGUAGAUCUUCCGUCCUUUUAUUCCCCGCGAUCUCGGCCGAUCCGGGAAAAUGAAGGCUCUCUUGUGACAAGAUUGGAUCACGACGAAUUAUCCCUCUCCUCAGUCGCGCAUCUGCCAACUUCUUCCCCUUCGACCCCUUCCACUUCCACAAACGAUGCAGCCCAGCCACCGCCGCCGCCCUCACUACUUUCUCCCGCCUUCACACCUCCUGCUACUCCCGGCACUGCGACGCCCACUCCCUUAGCCGAGCGACAGCCCCGAGGUGUUCCCGUAGACUCUUCCAUCCCAUCCGGUGGCUGCGGUACUAAACGGCCUAAACUACUCGAGACCCUACCCGAGGUUCAAUGCAUUGUACGCGCUCGUAUUCCCACCGUCUCAGGAACGGAAAUGUUCUUACAUCUCUACACCAACAAUGUCGAUAACAAAGAGCAUCUUGCAAUUGUGUUCGGCCCGCAUAUUAGAAGCAAGUCGCUCGAUGCGCCGAGGGAAGGGGAGACGGAGAUGGAUCGAAUGGUGAGGGGCGCGUACACUGGUCGUCUUUACCCUGGGCGGACGAAGAGCGGGAUGGCGGGCGGUACAUCAUCUACCGCGGACGAACCAGCAGUAGUUCCCAGCGGUCCUCCGCUUGUCCGGAUACACUCGGAAUGCUAUACUGGCGAGACGGCGUGGUCCGCGCGAUGCGACUGUGGCGAGCAGUUGGAUGAGGCGGCACGUCUCAUGUCGCUUCCUAGCGCCGUGAACGGGGGCAUUGUCAUCUAUCUGCGCCAAGAAGGUCGUGGCAUCGGCCUUGGCGAGAAGCUAAAGGCGUAUAACUUGCAAGACUUAGGAUCCGACACGGUGGAGGCGAACUUAUUAUUGCGACAUCCAGCGGAUGCGCGAAGCUAUGGGCUUGCGACGGCGAUGCUACUCGACCUGGGACAGAGGGAGAUCCGAUUGCUGACGAACAACCCGGACAAAAUUCGGGCGGUCGAGGGCCCGAAUAUGGAAGUGAGGGUAACGGAACGCGUGGCGAUGGUACCGCUGAGCUGGAAUGGCAAAGGGGGCUUCAGGAGUCGGGAGGUGGAGGGAUACUUGAAGACUAAGAUCGAAAAGAUGGGACAUAUGCUAGACAUGGGAGGGUUACCUCCCUAAUGAGCGCAUAUAGGUAUAUCCGAGGCUCUCUUAGAAGGUGGUCGAGUAGAAAGAGAAACCGUGUGGUAUUUCUAUGCCUUAUACACUCUCUACGGCGAUAGAAGGGCGUCUAGAUUCUCGACAUCGUACAACACAUCGACUCCAUGGCAUAUAGAGUUACUCAUAUACAGAACCAAAUCUCGUAACGUACCUAUAUCUACGAUACUACUUAUUUAGGUAGUAGGAUUGGUCGAGAUAGCAUAUAUGUAUCUUGAUAGUAUAUACUUAUGCCCUCUUUCUACAAGACCUCGUUUGGAUAUGUAUUCCACUUAUUUGAAUGCAUAUUUGGAUGCAAACGCCUUAAUGCUGCACAUUGCACCUG